Molecule: messenger RNA, 498 nt
Organism: Rhizophagus irregularis DAOM 181602=DAOM 197198
Lineage: Eukaryota; Fungi; Glomeromycota; Glomeromycetes; Glomerales; Glomeraceae
Source: RefSeq, a predicted model, not a curated record
UUAUUAUUGAUCAUGUCGGUUAACGAAGCUAACCCAUCUGAGCUUGAACUAUCGAAACAGCGUAUCGCUGAACUUGAGGCUGAGAACGUAAAUCUUAGAAGAAAGCUUUCAGUGUCUGAUGCUGAAAUAGCUGAACUUAAGCGCAGUAAUAACGAAUUUCUAAGAGCGAAUAAGGAAUAUAACGAGAGGCGUGAUGCUGAAAAUGCCAAACUCAAGGCCAGAAUCGAGGAGCUGGAAUCUGAGAAUAUUGAAGUUAGAGAUAGACUCACGAAAGUGGAACAGAAGCAGUCGCAAAAUGAUAAUACUCCUAAUAACAUCUUAUCUAACUUCAAUUCGGGUGCGGUCCAUCAUGAAAAACCGUUAGAGGAGAAAGAGAUGGAUAAUUUCUUGCUUGAGGCUCAUAAGAAAAUCGUUAGUAGUGAAAUAAAGCAACGCAAUAAGGAAAAGAAGCUUCUUACUGAAAGCAUGUCAUCUUCGGUACAAGAGGUUGCGAAGUAA